Messenger RNA from Poeciliopsis prolifica (blackstripe livebearer), 2640 nucleotides. RefSeq names its product septin 10 (gene septin10). The record is from RefSeq and is a predicted model, not a curated record. The transcript is spliced from 10 exons. Gene Ontology annotation, cellular component: microtubule cytoskeleton; cell division site; septin ring. Lineage: Eukaryota; Metazoa; Chordata; Actinopteri; Cyprinodontiformes; Poeciliidae. Gene Ontology annotation, molecular function: molecular adaptor activity; GTP binding; GTPase activity. Gene Ontology annotation, biological process: cytoskeleton-dependent cytokinesis. Bases 115 to 1398 code for a protein of 427 amino acids.
UGUCUAGUUGCCGAGUGUAGUCGGUCCUGAAAAAGAAUCUGAGGGGUUUAAAAGUUGUUUUCUUUUAGUUUUGUUGAAAUCAUUGUGAGUUUGCUCAGGCGUUCUGGUAAAAUUAUGGCUUCCACGGAUGUAGCUCGACAGCCGGAUAAAGGAGCCCGGCCCUUGUCCCUAGCUGGCCAUGUCGGCUUUGACAGUCUCCCAGAUCAGCUUGUCAACAAGUCCAUCAGUCAGGGCUUCUGCUUCAAUAUUCUCUGCAUCGGUGAGACUGGUAUUGGCAAGUCUACACUGAUGGACACACUGUUUAACACCAACUUUGAGAACUUUGAGUCGUCCCACUUUGAACCUCAGGUGAAGCUACGGGCUCAGACCUACGACCUGCAGGAGAGUAACGUCAGGCUCCGUCUCACUGUGGUCAACACCGUUGGCUUUGGGGACCAAAUGAACAAACAAGAAAGCUAUCAGCCGGUGGUGGAUUACAUUGAUAAGCAAUUUGAGACUUACCUUCAGGAGGAGCUGAAAAUCAAGCGCUCUUUGCACAACUACCAUGACUCACGAGUGCAUGCCUGCUUGUACUUUAUCUCCCCCUCGGGUCAUUCGCUCAAAUCCCUGGACCUUGUUACAAUGAAGAAGUUGGACAGCAAGGUGAACAUAAUUCCAGUCAUUGCCAAGGCGGAUACCAUCAGUAAGAGCGAGCUGCACAAGUUCAAGAUCAAAAUCAUGAGCGAACUGGUUAGCAACGGCGUUCAGAUCUACCAGUUCCCGCUUGACGAUGAGACCGUGGCAAAGGUCAACACCACUAUGAAUGGCCAUCUCCCAUUUGCUGUCGUGGGCAGCACAGAGGAAGUGUGUGUUGGCAAUAAGAUGGUGAAAGCUCGCCAGUAUCCAUGGGGUGUUGUUCAAGUGGAAAACGAGCACCAUUGUGACUUUGUGAAACUGAGGGAGAUGCUCAUUUGUGUAAACAUGGAAGACUUGAGAGAGCAAACCCACACACGCCAUUAUGAGCUUUACCGGCGCUGCAAAUUAGAAGAGAUGGGAUUUAAGGACACGGACCCGGAAUGCAAACCUGUCAGUUUACAGCAGACGUAUGAGGCCAAGCGUCAGGAGUUCCUGGCUGAGUUGCAGAAGAGGGAGGAUGAGAUGAGGCAAGUUUUUGUGCAGAGGGUGAAGGAGAAGGAAGCAGAGCUGAAGGAGGCUGAGAGGGAGCUGCAGGGUCGUUUUGAGCAGCUGAAGCGUCUUCAUGCAGAGGAGAAAGCAGCUCUCGAGGAGAAGAAGCGUCUUCUGGACAACGACCUGACUUCUUUUGGGAACAGAAGAACUGCAGCUGCACUGCUUCAGCCCCCGGGCUUCACAGUCAAUGGGAAGAAAGACAAGGACCGGAAGAAUUCUGGCUUCAUGUGAAGAUGUAAGAGAUCUGAAGUGCACAUCAUUAUGACCAGUGUAACCAGUGGCCUUUUGUCCACAUUCUUUUAAGCCAGUCCAGGACACUAACGAGAAAAAGACAGAACAUAGGGCUGUACCGUAUAUUAGCUUGAGCUGCCAAAGUUUAAACACAUUUUCCAAAAAACUAUGUACACUAUCUUCUGAUGUAUUUGUAAUCUUUCUUCAGGGUUUUUUUUUGGCCAGGCUAAAGAGAAAACAUUUCAAAUGUUGUUUACAAAUCACUUAGACUGGUACAAAAAUACAUUUUUGGUGGGAUUUUUUUCUACAAAAGUUGCUUAUUCUCCCUCUUUUGUCCCAUUGUGUCCUUUUCAGACUUGCCAGAGUUUCUCCCUUGUCAGCAAUCCAGCUAACACAUUAUUUUAAAAUCAUUACAACCAGGUCAUUUUUCUUCUUUUUUGAUUAUUUUGUUUUUAUAUGCAAGUUAAGCUUAAAAUUAACUUAAUACAUUUGUUGCUAAAUUCUAAUUCAUCUAAUUUGAUCAAUUAGAUUUCCCCUUAAACAUUGAAAUAUGUCUUUUAAAAGGGUUUAAACUUCAAUACCUUUUUGCAAAUAUAUUUUACUACAUUAAUCUUUAAAAAUUAGGUCAAAGGGCAUUCUUUAUGUUUUUUUCCUUUUUUUGCUUAGAGUUUUGUAUAAAGAUCUUUUGUGUUCUGCAACGUUUGUCCUGUAGCUGUUUCCAAAGGGAAGCACUUGCUCCUGGCUUUUCUCCAUUUCUGUGCAUUUAUAUAUACUAAGAUUUUCUGAAACUUGCUGAAAUUUAUUUUUUGAUUAGGAAGAUAUUACAGGAUGUAUUUAUGAACAUAUUUCUUUCACUCCCUUUUUUCUCUGCCACAGACAGUGGAUUUUUGCUGCAAAUCAUGAGUAAACUAUGCAUUAUAUUGUAUCGAUGUUGGGAGCAAACCUAAUAGAAGGAUUGUGUAUUUCCUUUAUAUCUAUAUUUUGAUUUUACAUUGUACUGUAAAUCUGAAACAGAACACUGUGGUGCUGGUUUCCAACAAAGACUGGUUUAACUCACUUUUACUGACACUUUUUCUGACAAUUGUGCUUACAAACAUUAGUGCCUUACGUGUAUGAAACUUAGACAUGCACUACCUACACACUGCCACAAACAUCAGUUUACUACAUUUGUUUUUACGGAGUAAACAGUAUUAUUUGGAUUCGUUAUUGCUUUUUAAAUAAAACCUUGUAUUUUUGUCAUGA